AUGCUGUCUUCGGGUGCUGUCUUACUCGCUCUGCUCUGCUGCUGCCUCGCCCUGCUGCCGAGCUCGUCUGCGCUCGUCGCAAACCCGCGCAUCGCGUCGACCGCGAGCGUGGCACGUCGCACAAGUGUGCUUGCGGCAGAUGCGACAGCGGAGCGCAAAGCAAAGCUCGCAGCCUUCAACGCCGAGCAAAAGGCGAAGCGGGCUGCCGCGGCGGCAGCUCCCAGCGGAAAACAGGCUCCGGCCAAGAGCCAGAGGGCCGGCGGGACCGGAGUGGACGAGAAGGCUCUCAAGGCGCGCAAGGCGGGCCUCGACGCGCUCAAGCUCGCUGCGGUGAAGGUGCAGCUCGCAUUGCUCGAGCAGCGGGACGCGCUGGCCGCCAGCGUGCAAGCCAAGGACCAGGCGCAGCGUGCAGUCGCCGAGGCCAAGGCCGCGCCCAGCCGCGCUGUCGCCGGCGCACGAGACGCGGUCGCUUCGGCAAAGGAGGAGGUGGCCAGCCGGGUGAAGGGGGAGCUGGCCGCGGCGGAGGCGAAGGUUCAGGGCCUCACCGACGGCGCCAAGGAGCGGCUAGGGCGCUGA
Molecule: messenger RNA, 576 nt
Organism: Emiliania huxleyi CCMP1516
Lineage: Eukaryota; Haptophyta; Isochrysidales; Noelaerhabdaceae
Exons: 4
Coding region: 1-576 (191 amino acids)
Source: RefSeq, a predicted model, not a curated record